Castor canadensis (American beaver) is the source of this 1731-nucleotide messenger RNA. It is a transcript of the gene Znf570, whose product is annotated as zinc finger protein 570. The record is from RefSeq and is a predicted model, not a curated record. Gene Ontology annotation, molecular function: RNA polymerase II cis-regulatory region sequence-specific DNA binding; DNA-binding transcription factor activity, RNA polymerase II-specific. Gene Ontology annotation, cellular component: chromatin; transcription regulator complex; PcG protein complex. Gene Ontology annotation, biological process: regulation of transcription by RNA polymerase II. Lineage: Eukaryota; Metazoa; Chordata; Mammalia; Rodentia; Castoridae.
CUCUGGCUAGGGAGCGAUUGUGCUGCGGUGAGGCGGCGUGAUAAGGUUUCUGGUUAAGCGCGCAGAUCCGGGGUAAACGGGAAUGGUCCUGUGUAGAAUGCUGACCUGGAACUACGGUGGCCCAACUGGGGUUCUUUCUGGCAAAGAUAAUGACAUGCCCAUCUGUGACAGCAUCCUAAGAGUGAGCCUGGUGUCUUACUUUGUGGCAAACAAGAUGUUUGGGACCUUGCUUGUGACUAAAAAACGAAGAGUUUACUGACUGGAUUGACAGGCAAACUGUGCCCAGCUUUUCAUUGGCUGUGAUGGGAGGGUCUCACCAGCUUUUGCCUGGAUUGGCCUCGAACUGUGAUCCUCCAGAUGUCAGCCUCCUGAGUAACUAGAAUUACAAGCUUGAGCCACUUCACCUGACUGGAAUCUCUACCUUCACAGGUCUCAACUCUUUUUCUAAGAACAGCAGAAAAUGAUCGAGUACCAGCUUCAGCAGAGACCUGUGUCAUUCAAAGAUGUAGUUGUGGGUUUCACCAAGGAAGAAUGGCACCGACUGAAUCCUGCUCAGAGGGCCCUGUACCGUGAUGUGAUGCUGGAGACAUACAGCAACUUGGUCUCUGUAGGUUAUGAAGGCACCAAACCAGAUGUGAUCCUCAGGCUGGAGCAAGAAGAAGCACCGUGGAUUUGUGAGUCAGUGUGCCUGGGCUGCCACUAUCGGGAAGACAUCUGGCAAGUUAAUGUCCAGAGGAAAAGACAGCAGGACAUGCUUUUGAGGCAAAAUGCAUUCGUUAGCAAGAAAACAUUGACCAAGGAAAAAACCCCCGAAAGUAAUAAGUUUGGGAAAAUAUCAUUUCUGAGCACUGAUUUUUUUCCUUCAAUUCAAAGCCCUAAUAACUGGGAUCCUUGCAGAAAGAGUUUGAACCACAAUUUAGAUUUGAUUGAUUUUAAGCAAAACUAUGCAAAAAAGCAAGAUGAAUGUUACAGAUAUGGGAAACUGUUACAGUGUACAAACCACGAUAGAAGAUGUAACGGAGAAAAACCUUGGGGUUGCAGUCGCUGUGGGAGAGCUUUUUGCCAUAACCCAGAACUUGAAUAUAAGCCAGCAGGAACCAGUUCGCUCAUGUACAAACGGAAGAGGGUUCCCCCAACAGAGAGGCCCCAUAUUUGUGGUGAGUGUGGGAAAGCCUUCUGCUACAAGUCUGAAUUCAUUAGGCAUCAGAGAAGUCACACAGGGGAGAAGCCCUAUGGAUGCUCUGACUGUGGGAAAGCCUUCUCACAUAAGUCCACCCUCAUUAAACACCAGAGAAUCCACACAGGGGUAAGACCCUUUGAAUGCUUCUUUUGUGGGAAAGCCUUCACCCAGAAGUCCCACCGCACAGAACAUCAGCGAACACAUACAGGAGAGAGACCCUUUGUGUGCAGUGAAUGUGGGAAGUCAUUUGGCGAGAAGUCAUACCUCAAUGUACAUAGGAAAAUGCACACAGGAGAAAGACCUUAUCGUUGCAGAGAAUGUGGGAAAUGCUUCAGCCAGAAGUCAUGCCUCAAUAAACACUGGAGGACUCACACAGGGGAAAAACCCUACAUGUGCAGUGAAUGUGGCAAAGCCUUCUACCAGAAGCCAAACCUCAGUAGACAUCAGAAGAUUCAUGCUAGGAAGAAUGCCUAUAGGAACGAAAACCUAGUGAUUAUGGGAAAGACUUGAGCAAGAUUCCCAGUGUCAUUGGGUAUAGAGGAAGUCAUCCC